Messenger RNA from Neoarius graeffei (lesser salmon catfish), 768 nucleotides. It is a transcript of the gene lrrc18b, whose product is annotated as leucine rich repeat containing 18b. The coding region runs from base 1 to 768 and encodes 255 amino acids. Gene Ontology annotation, molecular function: protein binding. Lineage: Eukaryota; Metazoa; Chordata; Actinopteri; Siluriformes; Ariidae. The record is from RefSeq and is a predicted model, not a curated record. The transcript has a single exon.
AUGGCGAAGGGUAAAAGGAAAUCAAAUGAUCCUAAAGGCCGAAAAAUCACGCUUAAGAUGGCCAAGAAUGCAGUGAAGCUGACAAUGGAUGGCAAGCGCCGUUUAGACCUCAGCAACAUGGAGAUCACCACUUUCCCUAAGUGUAUCCUCCAACUAUGUGAUGUGGAUGAACUAGACCUGAGCCGCAACAUGUUAAAGAAGAUUCCGGACUUCAUCAGCAAGUUUGUCAACCUGCGCCUCCUUGACCUGCAUAGCAACCAUCUAGAGCAGCUCCCAGAGGCCAUUGGUCACCUGCAGAAGCUCCAGAACCUCAACAUGUGCAACAACAUGCUAACCACCUCCGGGAUCCCACAUACAUCCGGCCUCCUUAGAAACCUGAAGAAACUCAACUUUGGCAUGAACCGCAUUGAGACAGUUCCUCCUUUCAUUGCAGGACUGAAGGAGCUAUGUGAGCUUGGGCUCUUCAACAACCUUUUGACUCAGAUACCUCUGUGGCUCCAUAAUUUGCCCAAUCUUUCCAUGCUCAAUGUCAAGUGCAACCCACUACCUUUAGAAAAUCCACUGAAACUGGACCCUAUUCAAAGGGUAGAGUGCCUCUACUUGGUCAGGAAGGACUGCCUUUGUAGUGAAUGCCUCAAGAAGUGUAGAGAAGACAGAGACAGGCUGGACAAAAGGCUUAGUGGACACUCAGUACAGAGAAAAAACAUCAUUGCUGGGUCAAUUAUGAUUAAUUCUACAGAGCAGGAUGGUGAAGCAGUGAGCAGAUAA